AUGAUCUUGAAGAACCGGAAUGACACACUCUACCUGUACCACCAGGCACACAGGAGUGUAAGGAGAAUCCUGCCCCUCCUCACCCAGCGGGCCUCCAUCAUCGGCUUCCCCUGGGAUACGGGAGCGAAAGGGAAGAGAGUGAGGCGGGCAGGGGAGGAGGGCGAGAGAGCUGGUUAUCACUUCCCCGGCUCCGAGUGGAUAAUUACACAGCUGUCUGAGCCCCAGGACGGGGCCAGGCGGCAAUCCUGGGUGGCUUUCAGCUUCUCCUGCUGGCCCCUGUGCCGCUGCUGCCAGGCUGGCAGGGAGACUAAGGUGGUGAAUAACUUGCUCAUACCACACUGUGACGAUCUGGUGUGUCUGGGAUUCGAAUCCUGGUCUGAGGGAAGUUCUGUCUCUGUGACUUGGCCCCUGAACCUGCGUCCUCCCAGAAGGUGCUGUGAUGAUGUGUCCUAUCCCCACCAAAGCCCAAAGUGCCAGCUGUGCCCACUAGGCAGAAGGACACAUGCCUUGCUUGUCAGUGCCGAGGGUCCGAGGGGCUGCUGCUGUCUUUCCUGCUUGCGUGGAUCCGUGGAGAUGCCCCUGCCAGAGAAUCCAGUUGUAACACCUCAGACUGAGGUAGCGGGAGGAGGAGUUCAAAAGAUCAGCAUCACCCUCAUUUUCAAGAUGAACAAACCAAGUGUGAUGCAUACCCAGGGAACACAGGCUUGUCUCAUGAUGCAAGCAAACACAUUCAUGUCGGCCAUAUAUCAAUCUCACCUGACAACUAUCGUGGACUUUAUCUGA
This is a messenger RNA of Fukomys damarensis (Damara mole-rat), 783 nucleotides long. RefSeq lists its product as uncharacterized. The transcript is spliced from 7 exons. The coding region runs from base 1 to 783 and encodes 260 amino acids. Lineage: Eukaryota; Metazoa; Chordata; Mammalia; Rodentia; Bathyergidae. The record is from RefSeq and is a predicted model, not a curated record.